UUGCUCCAACUAAGAGUAGAGCGUUCAACUACAUAUCCCAUAAUGCUUCGCUGCUUGUGGAUGUGCGCGUGUGACUGAGCUCAGCGAGGGGCGAGAGGUGGAAAAAGAAGGAAUUUACGAUUUCGCCUGCAAACUUGGAGCGACGCAGUUUGCUAUAACAAUGGCCUAGACAACCCACCGGCUGCUGCCGUGUCCUUUCCACACUUGUGUGCUUCAAGUAAUAAACAGGACGCAGACGUGCCACUACAAUAGAUAAUCCAGUAAAACAGAAACAGCCACCAUACAAUUCAGCUCCUUCACUCAGACAGCUGAAUCUGUUUUUGGGGAAAUUGACUGGCUGCAGUUUAGUAUGGAGGCUUCAUUCGGGCCAACCUUCGCAGCUGUGGCUGCUGGAGCUAAAGCAGAAACAUCCAGCACUUACAAACAACAUAGGAGAACCCCCUCAUCCUCUAGCACCUUGACCUACUCCCCUCGGGACGACGACGAUGGAAUGCCACCUAUUGGAACUCCACGAAGGUCAGAUUCAGCCAUCUCAGUGCGAUCUCUCCAUUCGGAGUCCAACAUGUCCCUUCGUUCCACUUUCUCGCUGCACGAAGAGGAGGACGACAUGGAGCCCCAGGUAUUUGCAGAACAGCCGUCAGUAAAACUGUGCUGCCAGUUGUGCUGCAAUGUUUUCAAGGACCCGGUUAUCACCACUUGUGGACACACUUUCUGCAGACGAUGUGCCUUGACCUCAGACAAGUGUCCAGUGGAUGCAGCGAAGCUGACAGUUGUAGUGAACAACAUUGCGGUUGCUGAGCAGAUUGGAGAGCUUUUCAUACACUGUAAAUACGGCUGCAGGGCCACUGUCACUGGUGCAGGUGCUGGCGGGGCCUCCAACGCCACUGCGGCGGGGAAGCCCGGGGCACAUGAGGUGGACCCAGUGGGUUGCCCGUUCACUAUCAAACUAUCUGCACGCAAAGAACACGAAACCAGUUGUGACUACAGGCCUGUCCGGUGCCCUAACAACCCCUCCUGCCCCCCGCUGCUCACAAUGAACCUGGAGGCGCACCUCAAAGAAUGCGAACACAUCAAAUGUCCUCACUCAAAAUAUGGGUGUACUUUUAUUGGUAACCAGGAUACAUAUGAAACACACCUGGAAAUGUGUAAAUUUGAAGGGCUGAAGGAGUUUCUGCAGCAGACUGAUGACAGAUUCCAUGAAAUGCAGCUGACUUUAGCUCAGAAGGACCAAGACAUUGCUUUCCUCCGCUCAAUGUUGGGCAAACUCUCUGAGAAAUUAGAUCAGCUAGAAAAAAACCUGGAGCUCAAAUUCGACAUGCUAGAUGAGAAUCAGAGUAAACUGGGUGAGGACCUUAUGGAAUUUCGCAGGGACGCCUCUAUGCUCAAUGAUGAACUGUCCCACAUAAAUGCUAGACUCAACAUGGGCAUCCUGGGCUCAUACGAUCCUCAGCAGAUUUUCAAGUGUAAAGGGACAUUCGUUGGUCAUCAGGGACCUGUUUGGUGUCUGUGUGUCUACUCCACUGGAGACCUGCUCUUUUCUGGCUCAUCAGACAAGACUAUCAAGGUAUGGGACACGUGCACUACCUACAAAUGUCAAAAAACCCUGGAAGGACACGACGGCAUCGUGCUGGCGCUCUGCAUCCAGGGAAACCGUCUCUACAGCGGCUCUGCAGACUGCACCAUCAUCGUGUGGGACAUCCAGACUCUUCAAAAAGUCAACACCAUUCGUGCCCAUGACAACCCCGUUUGUACACUGGUUUCAUCCCACAACAUGUUAUUCAGUGGCUCUCUCAAGGCAAUUAAGGUCUGGGAUAUUGUGGGGACUGAGUUGAAGCUGAAGAAAGAGUUAACCGGGCUGAAUCACUGGGUCAGAGCACUGGUGGCGUCCCAGAACCACCUGUACAGCGGAUCAUAUCAGACCAUCAAGAUUUGGGACAUCCGUUCCUUAGAAUGCGUUCACGUGUUGCAGACAAGCGGGGGUAGUGUCUACUCUAUCGCCGUCACCAAUCAUCACAUUGUUUGUGGCACCUAUGAAAAUCUCAUUCAUGUUUGGGACAUUGAGUCCAAAGAGCAAGUGCGCACACUGACCGGUCACGUGGGGACCGUUUAUGCUCUUGCCGUCAUCUCCACACCUGACCAGACCAAAGUGUUCAGUGCCUCCUAUGACCGUUCUCUCAGGGUGUGGAGCAUGGACAACAUGAUCUGCACCCAGACCCUGCUCAGACAUCAGGGCAGCGUCACAGCUCUGGCUGUGUCCCGAGGUCGCCUAUUCUCUGGAGCGGUGGACAGCACAGUGAAGGUGUGGACAUGCUGAAUAGAUCCAACAAUCCAGACAUCUCCACGACAAACAAUCCAAACGCCAACAUUUCUUCUUGUUGUUCAACUUCACAGCUACGGUCCAAUAAGUAUUUGCUCAGAGAGUUUCAACAUUUUGACCUUUUAUGGUCAUCAAACCCGAGUGAUCAAACUCAAGGUCCUUACCGAUCUCAUCACAUUGUGCAUUAUGGCAAACUGUCAAACGGUUGAAUGACUGAAUGCUUUGUGCCUGUAAAAGCAGGAUUUUAGUGACCACACCGUUUCCUGCAGACUGUCCUCCUACAUCGCAGCUCACUUAUAGAAAGAACUCAUCAGGGCUGGUUUCACAAACAUGCUUUUUACGUAGUGUUCAUGUAAAUAUAAAGGUUUCCUGUUUACAGUAUUUUGUAAAAUGAGAUUAUACUUCAGUGAGACUGGGGGGGGAAACCUGAUCAUUAUUUCUCCUACACAACUCAGCUUUGUAAAACCAGCCUUUAUAUUAGUAACAUUUAAUAAGAUGAACAUUAUAUCACUCGGCGACUUGAGUCCAUAACUUGUGCUGAAUAGCAAAUGCAUAUUUAUAUGUGUAUUAAACAUAUGUUUUUAUGAGUGCCAUAUAAGGGGUUUGAGGACAAAGCACUGAUUGUUUCAACUACAUUUAGUGUCACACGCGUUAACACAGAAGUGUGAGCUUUGUUUGUAUGUGUGUUUUAACAGAAGGAGAGAUGGGCGGGGGGCUCUUAAACUCCCAGAAGUGCCACUGGGCGAAUGUGAUGUGCAAGUGCCCAUAUUGGGUUAUACAUGUAUAUAAGCCUGUAGUCAUAGCAACAUGUUGACCCACAUCACAUUUAUAAGUACUGUCGGGUGCACCCACCGAAUAUAUACUUAAAAUGUGAGAAUUUCACAGAUGUUCCAAAGUAUUUUGUUGUCAUGUUAUUGCACAUCUGGCCACUACUUAGAGAUUUCUUGGAUAAUGUAUGUUUAAUCAUGUAAACUUCAUAAAACUGUUGUACACUUUGACCACCGAGUGAGUUCAUGGAGCAAUCAAAUUGCAGUAGGUUGGUUGUCACAAUUUUUACUCUUUCAUUAAUAUCUUCCCAUCAAGUGUUAAAAUAGUCACUUAUUACAGGAGAGCUUAAUAGUUCAGUUAGAUUUAACAUCUUUAUUUUCAACCCUUUUAAAACAUUUUUUUAAGUAUUGAACCUAAUAAAUAAGGAACAUUAACAAGAAUAAAGUUAUCAUUAAAUCAGAACAGGUUUACAAUGUUGCUUCAACAGAAUAUAAUACAUCCAAUUUUCAGGUUAUUGUGUUUAAAAAAAAAAUCAUUGUACUCAAGGCAGAAGACAUUUAAAGGUUUUCAGCACCCAUUUAUACUGAGCCCAGAACUGUCUAUUCACUGUCUGAAACAUAGCGAUAACACACUUCGCGUCUGCUCUCUCCAAAUAUGCAACUUUGGUGUGCCCAUUGACUCUCCAUUUACCAUUUUUAUUUUUGAAAUUCUAUUUAUAACAUGUACACAACUGAGAGGUGAUGGAAAGCAAUUUCACUGGUACAGUGACAAUAAAAAUCCUUUGAACUCUAGUGUCACAACACGUCCACGUUGU
This is a messenger RNA of Corythoichthys intestinalis (scribbled pipefish), 3899 nucleotides long. RefSeq names its product TNF receptor-associated factor 7 (gene traf7). The coding region runs from base 350 to 2314 and encodes 654 amino acids. Lineage: Eukaryota; Metazoa; Chordata; Actinopteri; Syngnathiformes; Syngnathidae. The record is from RefSeq and is a predicted model, not a curated record. The transcript has 22 exons. Gene Ontology annotation, molecular function: zinc ion binding; protein binding.